Messenger RNA from Tupaia belangeri chinensis (Chinese tree shrew), 1690 nucleotides. It is a transcript of the gene HOXD3, whose product is annotated as homeobox D3. Bases 373 to 1680 code for a protein of 435 amino acids. Gene Ontology annotation, molecular function: RNA polymerase II cis-regulatory region sequence-specific DNA binding; DNA-binding transcription factor activity, RNA polymerase II-specific. The record is from RefSeq and is a predicted model, not a curated record. Gene Ontology annotation, cellular component: nucleus. The transcript has 7 exons. Lineage: Eukaryota; Metazoa; Chordata; Mammalia; Scandentia; Tupaiidae. Gene Ontology annotation, biological process: anterior/posterior pattern specification; regulation of transcription by RNA polymerase II; embryonic skeletal system morphogenesis.
CCUGGGCCCAUCCCUCCCUGCUCCAGGCUGAGCCGAAGCUACGGGGGCAGGCCGGGCCUGCUGUCACCUCACUGGGCUCUAAGAUCCGCCUGCACAGAGUAUCAAAAGAAACCUGAAGAGCCUACAAAAGUUAGAGUCAAAAUUCAAGAAAACACACACAUUCAUAAUUGUGUUUUCAACAUCAUAGAUUUAACAACAGUGACCCUCAGAGCUAACUGGGCCAAUUCUUACCCUGUCGUCGAAAAAUGGACUAACUGGGUCUUCGUGAAAGAUGCUCUGAUUGCUCAGGUCACCUGGAGCCUGGGGGCUGCCCCAGUUCUCUCAGGAUUCAGCAGACUUUGGAGGUGGUGGUGAAGGAGACAGUGGUAGUCAAUGUUAUUUGAACAGGGUCAACAGGCCCUGGAGCUUCCUGAGUGCACGAUGCAGAAGGCUGCUUACUAUGAAAACCCAGGACUGUUUGGAGGCUACGGCUACAGUAAAGCCACUGAAGCAUAUGGCUACAGCACCCCUCAUCAGCCCUACCCACCCCCUGCUGCUGCCAAUUCCCUGGACACUGACUACCCAGGUUCUGCCUGCUCCAUCCAGAGCUCUGCACCUCUUCGAGCCCCAGCCCACAAGGGGGCUGAGCUCAAUGGCAGUUGCAUGAGGCCUGGUACUGGGAACAGCCAGAGUGGGGGUGGUGGCAGCCAACCUCCUGGUCUGAACUCAGAGCAGCAGCCACCACAACCCCCUCCUCCACCACCGACCCUGCCCCCAUCCUCACCUACCAAUCCUGGAGGUGGAGUGCCUGCUAAGAAGGCCAAGGGUGGACCCAAUGCUUCUAGCUCUUCAGCCACCAUCAGCAAGCAGAUCUUCCCUUGGAUGAAAGAGUCUCGACAGAACUCCAAACAGAAGAACAGCUGUGCCACUGCAGGAGAGAGCUGCGAGGACAAGAGCCCGCCAGGCCCAGCGUCUAAGCGGGUACGCACGGCGUACACGAGUGCGCAGCUAGUGGAGUUGGAAAAGGAAUUCCACUUCAACCGCUACUUGUGCCGGCCGCGCCGCGUGGAGAUGGCCAACCUGCUGAAUCUUACCGAACGCCAGAUCAAGAUCUGGUUCCAAAACCGGCGCAUGAAGUACAAGAAGGACCAGAAGGCCAAGGGCAUCCUGCACUCGCCGGCUGGCCAGUCCCCUGAGCGCAGCCCACCGCUCGGCGGCGCCGCCGGCCACGUGGCCUACUCCGGCCAGCUGCCACCGGUGCCGGGCCUGGCUUACGACGCGCCCUCGCCGCCCGCUUUCGCCAAAUCGCAGCCCAAUAUGUACGGCCUUGCCGCCUACACGGCGCCGCUCAGCAGCUGCCUGCCACAGCAGAAGCGCUAUGCGGCGCCGGAGUUCGAGCCCCACCCUAUGGCGAGCAACGGCGGCGGCUUUGCCAGCGCCAACCUUCAGGGCAGCCCGGUGUACGUGGGCGGCAACUUCGUCGACUCCAUGGCACCUGCAUCCGGGCCAGUCUUCAACCUGGGCCACCUCUCGCACCCAUCGUCGGCCAGCGUGGACUACAGUUGCGCUGCUUGCGCUGCGCAGAUUCCUGGCAACCACCACCACGGACCAUGCGACCCUCAUCCCACCUACACAGAUCUCUCGGCCCACCACUCGUCUCAGGGACGCCUGCCCGAGGCACCCAAACUGACGCAUCUGUAGCGGCCGCCGC